AUGGGUGACGAUGCUACAGCCAUCACCAGCCACAGCGCCACUGCCGCCGCCGGUAUCUGCGACAGUAACAAGAUCGCCGUCACCGCCAACGGCAUCAACGGCGCCGCAUCACCACCACAGCCGACCGGCGCGGCCAUCCUCCCGGUCCUCAUCGUCGGCGCCGGCCCCAGCGGCCUGCUCCUCGCGCAGUCGCUGCGCCGCCGCGGCGUGCCCGCGCGCGUCUUCGAGCGCGACGCCGACUUCACCACCCGCGGCGUCGGCUGGGGCCUGACGCUCAACUGGGCGCUGCCGGCGCUACGCGCACUGCUGCCCGAGGGCCUCGGCGAGCCCGACGUCCUGCGUCGCGCCGCGUGCGUCGACCGCGCGGCUGUCGAGGCCGGCGCCGUCUCCCGCUUCCCGUACUACGACCUGACUACGGCGGAGCGCAUCGCCGCCGCGCCGCCGGCCCCGGAGACGGCUCGGCUGAGGGUGACUCGGCAGCGUCUGCGGAGCCUGCUGGCGACCAAUCUCGACAUUGAGUGGAACAUGUCUUUUGCAUCGUCUGAGGACCAUGGAGAGUCCAUCACGGCACACUUCGCCAACGGCGCAUCCGUCGAGGGCAGUCUCCUCGUCGCCUGCGACGGCGCCAAGUCGCUCCUCCGGCGACAAAUUUUUGCCCAGCAGGACCAGGAGCACACCAACACGCUACCGAUCCGCAUGAUGGGCGUCAAGCUGACCUGCACGCCCGACGAGAUCUCGGAGCUUCUCAAGAUGGACCCGUUCUUCCUGCACGGCACCAGCUCACACGACAACUCGUUUGGCUACUUUAGCAUUCUCGACGCGCCGGGCAACACGGAGGAGAGCACGGGGAAUUACCUGCUGCAAAUCUGCAUCUCGUGGCUCGAGGCGGCGGGAAGCUUUCGGGGCCCGGAGGGGGAGCCGACGGCGAUCCCGGAGACGAACGCGGAGCGCGCGGCGCUCUUCAGGAGCAUCGCCGAGUCGUGGGCGGAGCCGUUCCGGUCUUUGGGAAUCAAGGUGCGCGACGACGACGAGGUCAAGGGACUGAAGCUUAUGGACUGGGUGCCGCCCAAAGACCUGCGCUCCAAGGGACGCGCAGUGUUGAUGGGCGACUCGCUUCAUGUGAUGACCAUGUUCCGAGGCGACGGUGCCAACCACGCGCUGGCCGACGCUGAGGACUUUGAUCGACACGUGGUGCCGCAGCUGCUCAACAAGCUCAACGGCACGACCAACAACACGGCAGAGCUGCGCGAGGCGCUGUCGCGGUACGAGGCGUCGGUGAUUUCCCGCGCGCGGCCGGGCAUCUUCGCCUCGCGACAGGCUGGCCACGACGCGCACGACUUUGCCGGGAUGAGCCUGAAGAGCCCCCUGCUGACGCCGCGCGUCAAGGACCUCGACUACGAGGAGCCCAGCUGA
Molecule: messenger RNA, 1413 nt
Organism: Cordyceps fumosorosea ARSEF 2679
Lineage: Eukaryota; Fungi; Ascomycota; Sordariomycetes; Hypocreales; Cordycipitaceae
Product: FAD binding domain-containing protein
Exons: 4
Coding region: 1-1413 (470 amino acids)
Molecular function (GO): FAD binding
Source: RefSeq, a predicted model, not a curated record